Molecule: messenger RNA, 345 nt
Organism: Penicillium argentinense
Lineage: Eukaryota; Fungi; Ascomycota; Eurotiomycetes; Eurotiales; Aspergillaceae
Product: translation initiation factor eIF1
Exons: 5
Coding region: 1-345 (114 amino acids)
Biological process (GO): translational initiation
Cellular component (GO): eukaryotic 43S preinitiation complex
Molecular function (GO): ribosomal small subunit binding; translation initiation factor activity; RNA binding
Source: RefSeq, a predicted model, not a curated record
AUGUCCAUCGAAAACCUCAAGACCUUCGACCCCUUCGCCGAAGCUGACGAAGACACCGGCGAGACUAAACAGUCUCAGAAUUACAUCCAUAUACGGAUUCAGCAGCGCAAUGGUCGUAAGACUCUGACCACUGUUCAGGGUCUGCCUAAGAAGUUUGACCAGAAGAAGAUUUUGAAGGUCAUCAAGAAGAAGUUCGCUUGCAAUGGCACCAUCGUCGCUGACACUGAGAUGGGCGAGGUGAUUCAGCUUCAGGGAGAUCAGCGUAAGGAUGUCCAGGAGUUCUUGACCGACAAGAAGGAAGGCCUUGAACUGGAUGCCAAGACCAUCAAGGUCCAUGGUUUCUAA